Molecule: messenger RNA, 1023 nt
Organism: Mesorhabditis belari
Lineage: Eukaryota; Metazoa; Nematoda; Chromadorea; Rhabditida; Rhabditidae
Source: the annotation of a GenBank genome assembly
AUGUCAGAGAGGAUAUUACAUGGACGCAAAUCACACUUGUCAUCCUUGCCCGCCAUACUACGAAACCUGCAAAUGAUGAAACUUAUCCAACCGCGGCCUAUCCAUUCCAAUGCCUUCCAUGCCAUUUCUCGUGUAACACAUGUACAGCUCAACGGAUCGCGACUCUAUCAGAUGCAAAACGUUCGGGGAAAUCAGCCAAGUGAAGAUGUGGAUGUUUAUUCGCAUUGCUUUGAGGAGAUUUUAGAUGCCAAAGACGAUUUUAAAACGAAGUACAAGAACGUCGCGAAAGAUAAUGUAAUGAGGCUUAUUUCGGCGGAGAACAAAAAAAUUCAGGAGCAGAAAAAAACAACAACACUGGAAGACGAAAGAUCAGUCGCGCUAACAACGAACGACACGUGGUCUAGCCCUAACAGUCUAAUCCAGCUCCAGCCAUACACGUGCGACUACCUGAAUGAAGCAAAUGGCGUAAUUGAAACAUUGAUGCUGCUAGCAAAACCAAUUAUCGGAAGACAUUCAGCAAAAAAUCUGGCCAAAUCUAUCCGAUCAACGAUUGCUGAUUUCAGUUUUCAGGAUAAAAUUGUUGCUGUAGUGACUGUCGGUGCUACAAAUGUCAGAAAAGCAGUCAAAGAUGAACAACACGGCGGGAUAUGUUGUGCAGCCCAUCGCUUGAACGUACUAGCCGUUCUCAAAAAUAUUCACCAAUCGCAUCAUUCACGCAAGGAAUACAUCGAAAGGCUGUCAAGCCGAAAAGCGUCAAUACUUGAAAUCAUUCCUUCGUUCAAAAUGCUAGAAUUGUCAACAAAACGUUUUCUUGAAGUAAGACGGAACAAGACGACAAUCAGCAAGCAGACAAACAGACGGAAACUGCUAGUCAUGGGUUGUUUGACGUUGUGUACAAAGGGCCUGUGCAGAAAAAAAUUUCGAUUGAGUGGAUGUUAUCAGAAACGAGAGACGACUUUCUGCAAACCAGGGACCAAUACGAAAACCUGUCUCCGUGCGGCAUCUCCAAGAAAAUCUUUUUGU